Molecule: messenger RNA, 4498 nt
Organism: Chionomys nivalis (European snow vole)
Lineage: Eukaryota; Metazoa; Chordata; Mammalia; Rodentia; Cricetidae
Gene: Atxn7l1
Product: ataxin 7 like 1
Exons: 13
Coding region: 4-2871 (955 amino acids)
Source: RefSeq, a predicted model, not a curated record
AAGAUGACGUCGGAGCGUUCUCGAAUCCCGUGUCUCUCGGCUGCUGCUGCCGAAGGAACAGGGAAAAAGCAACAAGAAGGAACAGCAAUGGCGACACUGCACCGCAAAGUGCCCAGUCCGGAGGCGUUUCUGGGCAAACCCUGGUCCUCCUGGAUCGACGCCGCCAAAUUACACUGCUCCGACAAUGUAGAUUUAGAAGAGGCUGGAAAAGAGGGUGGCAAAAGCAGGGAGGUUAUGAGGCUUAAUAAAGAAGAUAUGCACUUGUUCGGCCACUAUCCGGCACACGAUGACUUCUACCUUGUAGUCUGCAGCGCCUGCAAUCAGGUCAUCAAGCCGCAGGUCUUCCAGUCGCACUGCGAGAGAAGACACAGUUCAAUGUGCAGGCCUUCUCCCUCUCCAGCGUCUCCAGCCUCCAAUGCCAGGACAUCGUUAGCACAGGCAAAGACGAAAGCCUGUCUCAGCGGCCAUAACGCUGUCAGCAGCACCUCCAAGCCAUUUAAAACGCCCAAAGACAAUCUACUUACCUCCAGCAGCAAACAGCACACAGUCUUCUCUGCAAAGGGGCCAAGGGAUAAACCAUGCGUUCCAGUUCCGGUAGUCAGUUUAGAGAAAAUUCCUAACCUAGUGAAGGCAGAUGGUGCCAAUGUCAAAAUGAACCCUACGACCACGACCGCAGCCACUUCCUCCUCUGCUGUCUCCAUCCCACCAUUAAUUAAGCCCACCUUGAUGUCCAAGCCGGUGCCACCGUCACCAGAGAAGAUCUUAAAUGGCAAGGCGGUUCUCUCUGCCGCCAUAGACAAGAAGCACCCAAACGGCGCCAAAACCAGCAACAAGCCUUACCGGAGACUCUCAGAGAGAGAAUUUGACCCAAAUAAACACUGUGGAGUAUUGGAUCCCGAGACAAAGAAACCUUGCACAAGAUCCCUCACCUGCAAGACCCACUCGCUGAGCCACCGCAGAGCGGUCCCAGGCCGGAGAAAGCAAUUUGACCUCCUCUUGGCGGAACACAAAGCCAAGUCGCGGGAGAAAGAAGUGAAAGAGCACCUCCUGACUUCCGCUAGGGAAAUACUUCCAAACCCGCCGCCGGGACCAGUGCCCGACACUCUGCAAGGGUCUUCCGGGAACGCGGUGGCAGAGCCCAAAGUACCAUCCCCACCAAAAGCCAGGCCGUUCAACUCUGUACUUCCUAGACCGUCAUCUGCAAACAGCAUAAGCAGCAGUACAUCUUCGAAUCAGAGCACCUACACCCCGGAGCCCCCUCUGCCCCCAGCUGGAGGUGACAUUGUCAGCCGACUGUCCAGUGAUGAAGGGGAGAUGGACGGAGCCGAGGAGUCCGAGAAGUUAGACUGUCAGUUCUCCGCGCACCACCCCAGACCUCUCGCGUUCUGCUCUUUCGGGAGUCGCCUCAUGGGACGAGGGUACUAUGUGUUCGAUAGAAGAUGGGACCGGUUUCGGUUCGCACUAAACUCCAUGGUAGAGAAACACUUGAAUUCACAGAUGUGGAAGCACAGAAGCCCGAGCCACCGGGCAUCAGGUCCCUCCCCUCUGUUCAGGACUUGCCUAACCAAUCUGCUGUCACUGAGCAACAUUGGGGCUGCCUGGGUGUCAACCCUGGAGAGCGUAGCACCCCGCUGCCCUCUCAACCUCGGGGCCCAAACUCCAGGCCCUGAUGGGCCCGAACCUGGAGGGAUGGCAGCCGAUGGGGGCAUGGAAGACAUUAGGAAGAAAAGGAACGGCCAAGACUCUUUUUUCUUUAACAAGCAUUUAACUCUGCAUCAGGAGACGCCAACACAGUAUUCUCUUUCAGCCAGGAAGAUCCCUCCUGCGGCAGAUAGCCCCAUGCCCUCGCCAGCAGCCCACAUCACCACCCCUGUUCCAGCAUCCGUUUUGCAGCCUUUCAGCAACCCCAGUGCUGUGUAUCUUCCUUCAGCUCCCAUCAGCUCGAGAAUCACCUCUUCUUACAUAAUGACAUCCGCCAUGCUCUCAGACGCGGCUUUUGUGGCAUCGCCGGACCCACGUGUCCUCAUGUCCCACACCACAGCUUUUCCCCAUGUGGCUGCAACCCUCAGCAUCAUGGACUCAACCUUCAAGGCCCCCUCCGCCGUGUCCCCGAUACCAGCUGUCAUUCCUUCCCCGUCCCACAAGCCAUCCAAAACCAAAACCAGCAAAUCCUCAAAAGUCAAAGACCUGUCAGCUCGUAGUGACGAAUCUCCAAGUAACAAAAAGAGGAAGCCGCAGUCUUCAACUUCCUCCUCCUCCUCCUUGUCCUUGCAGGCUUCCUUCUCAUCCCCAUUGCCAGGGCCCCACAAAAAGAACUGCGUUUUGAACGCCAGUUCCUCUUUGAACUCCUAUCAGGCAGCCCCUCCCUACAACAGUCUGUCUGUGCACACAAACAACGGGGUGAGCCCAUUCAGUGCCAAGCUGGAGCCCUCAGGACGGACCUCACUGCCCAGCAGCCCCAUGGACAUAGUGAGACAGGUGGGCGCUGUGGGUGGCAGCAGUGGCCCCUGUCCCCUCUCUGUACCCUCCCUUGCGCUCCACGCGGGGGACCUCUCUCUGGCCUCACACAACGCCAUGUCUUCUCUGCCCCUCUCUUUUGACAAAUCAGAAGGAAAAAAACGUAAGAAUUCAAGCCCUAGUAGCAAAGCCUGUAAGAUCACUAAAAUGCCUGGUAUGAAUAGUGUCCACAAAAAGAACCCACCCAGCCUUCUUGCACCGGUGCCCGAUCCCGUUAACAGCACCUCCUCUCGGCAGGUUGGAAAAAAUAGCAGUCUAGCUUUGUCCCAAUCCAGCCCUGCAAGCCUAUCCAGCCCAGGACACAGCCGUCAGAAGAACACAAGCAGAAUGGGCAGGAUAAGGACUCUUCCCUAACAAGAUGGUGAAGCCACUUCGAACCAGUCCCGGUAGACAUCCUCCCCAGGAGACUUAAGUCGGGAGAAGGGAGGUCUGUGGGGGGAGUGAUUCCUGGACGCUGCUUGUGGCUCUGGCAUUUCUUCUUCUAAUUCUUUUUUUUAACAUGGAUUUUUAAUUGAAAGAAAGAAAGAAAGAAAGAAAGAAAGAAAGAAAGAAAGAAAGAAAGACAGACAAGGCAAAAGAGCCUGAAUUUGAGAUUCACAGAAACAGUGUUUUCUCUGUUUUCACUGGUCUUAUACCUUCUUCCACCGUCGGGGUUACUCCCCUGUCUCCUGAUGCUGCUAGUGCACCGUCAUUUUGCUCCCGAGCACAGAGGUGCAAACUGUCGGUUCCGGUUCCGGGUUCUGGUUCCAGGUUGGCACCCACAGAAGCUCUUGAACUUUUAGCGCUUGCAGAGCUCAUGCUCUCCCGAGUCCUUUCCCACCCUGCCCUUCCUUUUCACCUCUGGGUCACUGUGCUCCGGAGGCCAUGGGAAGCUGCUAGCUCCCACCCACCGGCAGCCCUGGACCACACGCUGGGGAGGAGCCUGUGCUUGGAGGUGCACUGUGGGGUGGGAGUGGACCUUCCGCAGAUCUCCUUGUCCAGAGCCAAAUGCCAGCCACUAGAGUGAGGUCAGUGGCCCUUUCAUGGUGUGGCUUACUCAAUGCCAAGGCCCAGCUGUGCAGAAAAGAUUCACUGGGUCAGGUACAAGGGUAGAAGGGUAGAAGGGACCUGAGAUGGUGGGAACCCAAUGAUUGUGAUGGUCAGAGCUUGUCUGGAAUAUACUCUGAAGAGUCCGUUCCAAGUAGGGCACAGUGCACAGUUUCCUAAAGCUGGCUCAGCCAGAGACAGAAAGCCCACGGGACCUAGGGAAGUCACUUCAUAAGGUGGCACUGUGACCAUAGCUCCUGAAAAUUCUUGAGAUAUCAGGAAAGUUCUGGGGCCAGGAAGGGUCCUCCAGAGACAAGUCUGGUUGCGUGGAGGUUUUGUGCCAAACUCCUUGUGGGAAUAAGAACUAUUACUGGUUGCAAACCCACACCCUUGAUAAGCUUGCCCUCCAUCCUCAGGCGCUCCAACUCAGACAGACCAGCCAGAGAUAGAGAAGAGGCGUGGGCAGGGAGGCACCGGAGCACCACGGCUAUUAAGCCCUUCACAUUGGAGUCUUGAAAGAAACAGCAGCUCCAAUGGGGAAUGAGAAAGAGAGUUUGGUACACGGAACAGGUGCUCCGGCUUUGAUCUGCCAGACGCCCGCCCGCCCGCCCGUGCCAUCCUGAAAUCAGAAGUGAAUGCUAUUUUCGCAGCUGGGCACACCCCCGUCCCUCCCCAAAGAUGCCCUUCCCAUUCCUCUUCUCCCAACCCAAAGAUCAGACUACUGUUAAGUCUCACCACAGAGUUGGAAUCUGCAAAGACGGGAGGAGAAAGGAGUGAUGUCCGUCACUGGACUUGCACUGACAGUGUUUCUUACAGGAUUCUUAAAUUUUUAAACAGAAAAUGAAGAUUUUUUUUUUUAAGUCGGGAGUUGAUGUUAAGCACCAGGACAUUGGUUGGGUUAUUUCGUUUUUCUUUCUCCAGUGUUAAAAGUGCACUUAUAUGCUGGUCAAUUUAC